Messenger RNA from Sapajus apella (tufted capuchin), 729 nucleotides. Its product is annotated as inositol 1,4,5-trisphosphate receptor type 1-like. The transcript has 2 exons. The record is from RefSeq and is a predicted model, not a curated record. Gene Ontology annotation, biological process: calcium ion transport. Lineage: Eukaryota; Metazoa; Chordata; Mammalia; Primates; Cebidae. The coding region runs from base 278 to 682 and encodes 134 amino acids.
AGGUUUUGCCUCAUUUUUUACCUUGAGGUCAUGAAAAUAUUCUCAUCCAAAAGCCUUAUGCUUUUGGAUUUUAUAAUUGUGAAUUCAAAUGUCAGAAAAUCGUAGAAGUAAGACUUCACAGUGGGGAACGGGGUGACCUCCUUGCUGUGAAGAUGAAGCAGCUAAUCUGUUCCAUACACACCAAGAUGGUUUUUCAGAAAAUCUUCUUUCUAUCUUGCAGGUUAAAAUUGCAUACAUUAACUUCCUGAAUCACUGCUAUGUGGAUACAGAGGUGGAAAUGAAGGAGAUUUACACCAGCAAUCACAUGUGGAAAUUGUUUGAGAAUUUCCUUGUAGACAUCUGCAGGGCCUGUAACAACACUAGUGACAGGAAACAUGCUGACUCGAUUUUGGAGAAGUACGUCACCGAAAUCGUCAUGAGUAUUGUUACUACUUUCUUCAGCUCUCCCUUCUCAGACCAGAGUACAACUUUGCAGGUGAGAAAUACCAACAUCAAGCAGAAUGCUCAUGAUACACCUUCUGCAGUUGGGCUUGAUGCACAUUUGGGAGUGAGCAACUGUAAUGAACCAGUCUGCAAAGCAUUAAUAAAAGAUAAAUUUCUCUUGGUGGAGGAUAGCUGUGAUGGGAUUUCUUGGAUAAAGAAGUACCUGAGGAUAUUUUCUUGUACUGGAUGGUUCUGUUAAUUGUUGAUUUUCUCCUUAAAAUCUUUAUUGCUUUAUUUAUUAUUAUU